This is a messenger RNA of Varroa destructor (honeybee mite), 790 nucleotides long. Its product is annotated as apolipoprotein D-like. Lineage: Eukaryota; Metazoa; Arthropoda; Arachnida; Mesostigmata; Varroidae. The record is from RefSeq and is a predicted model, not a curated record.
CAACUUGUUGAUUACGCCCUUUGCAAUUUGGUAACUUAGUAUAAUGCGUGCUCAUUGCAUUGGUGCUGUCUGCAUCUUCUUGCAUCUUUUUAGUGAUACGCUUGGAAAAAAAAUCAUCCCUAUGGAGAACUUCGAUCCAGAGAAGAUACAGGGUACCUGGUUCGUUAUUCGUCGAAAUACGAAAUUGUUCGAUUCGAUCAAAUGCAUCAAGUAUAACCUUAAGCAUGAUCCCAACAUUGACGAUAUCUACUCGAUGACGUCUUAUUGGAUUAAUUCUGCCGGUGAAUACGUAGAGACGCAAUUUAAUAUCGUCGAUGAUCGUGCAUUGAAAUCUCGGUUCUUCUUCGAAUCGACACAGGAGAAAAUUGCGGUGAAUGUCCUUGGCACCGAUUAUACCAACUGGAUGGUCGGAUUUGGGGUUAACGGCCCUAAAGAAACAUAUUAUGUUUCGACCCGUACCAAGAGCCUACCCCCAGAUUCACAAGAUGCCAUUAAUGAGAUUCUAAAGAAGAAUGAGGUUGAGCAAGACUGGGCGGACGUAGAACAGGUUGCCUGCCCGGAUACACACUAACGAUGGGUACCUAAAAGCUAUUAAGUGCUGUCCGCGAAACGCAAGAAAUAAUGACUAGUCUGCUUUACUCGAUUAGGGUUCAUAUGUACUAUUUACCUAAAUUAUGCAUACAACUUUCUUGUAACCUAUGUAUGUAUAAGUAUGAAUAAAAAUAUUUUUUUCAUAGCAUUAUCCCGCAUACGUUAUAUGUAUUUAUAAAAUGCACAUAACAUAUGCAGA